Cylicostephanus goldi is the source of this 943-nucleotide messenger RNA. The record is from the annotation of a GenBank genome assembly. NCBI's taxonomy places the organism in Eukaryota, Metazoa, Nematoda, Chromadorea, Rhabditida, Strongylidae.
UAACCAGAAAACCAGGAAACCAUAUUUUAUGCCAUAUAUGAGUCUUGAAGCUGUAACAAGAGGACUGGCAAAUGGUGAUUUGGUUAAGGGAUCACUUCGCGUUAAUCAACGCAAUUAUGAGGAGUCUUAUGUGGACAAUCCGGACGGUGAUGACCAGCUUGAUCUUCUCAUUCUCGGAGUGCAUGAUCGUAAUCGUGCUUUACAUGGAGAUGUUGUCGUAGUGCGUGUUAAAGAGAGAAUGAACUGGGUGAUUCGUGAAAAUCUCUAUCAAGCAUGGCGUGCCGGACAUCUAAAUGUUUCAAGGGAGGAUAAUGGUCAGCCGAUUACGAUCCCGCCAGUCGCAGCUCCGAAGCCGGAUGAUCUAAUCGAGGUACCUAUUGGUGGGCUUACUGACCAACAUAUUCGAAAAGCCAAUCUAAGUCUUACAAUACCUCCAAACAAGGACAAGAAGUACAGCAGGCAAGCAAUGGUCAUAAUUGGAGCGCAGCUUGAGCUGGCUCGUCGAGAAUGCAUGAUGAAGCAAACAUCUGAACCAAUUAUUCAUCCCAGCCUUCCAUCUCCUGAAAUUCAAAAAGUCAUCGAUUCACUAUCGAUAGGACGAAUAGGAGAUUUGGCGACAUCUGCGAGUACCCAGUUAGCCAGAAAAAUCCUGAAUGUGCCUAAGCGCACACAGAGUACUUCUACUGGAAAACGAUCAGCAUAUAGAACUUUGUCGGAAAUGCCGGAUGAGGAUUGGGGUGUGCCAGAUGUGUGCUUACAGAAAACUGCUGAGGUGAUGUAUAUUAUGGAAAUGAAGAACUGCCGUGCAGCUAUGGGGCAGCUAAAAGUGAUGACGGAUGGUAACCGUAACUGGGCAUUAUUUUCUCCGACUGACUCUCGCAUGCCGAGAAUGAUGAUUCCGGCUGAUCAGUUACCGUCUGGAUUCUUUGAGAGACCACAGGUA